AUGGAGGAGCUUGUGAAGCCUAUCUACAAGGGCAAGUCCUUAACUGACGAAGUUAAGACUGUAAAAGAUAAAUGGAACCUAGUUCCUGCCUUUUUAAAAGUGAAAGGCUUGGUUAAACAGCAUCUGGAUUCUUUCAACUAUUUCAUUGAAACAGACAUCAGGAAAAUCGUCAAAGCCAACGAGAAAAUCUUGAGUGACGUUGACCCUGAGUUUUAUUUAAAAUACCUCGACAUUCAUAUUGGACCUCCACAGCGUAAAGAUCUCAACUCGUUCUCGAAUUCCAUCACUCCCCAUGAAUGUCGUCUUCGGGAUCUGACAUACGCCGCACCGAUCUUUGUCGAUGUCGAGUACACACGGGGUAGACAAAUUGUGGUUCACCGUAAUUUAGAAAUUGGACGCAUGCCGAUCAUGUUGAGAAGCUCAAAGUGUGUUUUAAAUGGUAAAUCAGAGGUCGAGAUGGCCGCCAUGAAUGAGUGUCCUCUCGAUCCCGGUGGAUACUUUAUCGUAAACGGAACAGAAAAAGUUAUUUUGGUCCAGGAACAGCUUUCAAAGAACCGUAUCCUAGUUGAGACUGACCAGUCGAAGCAGAUCGUUCAGGCCUCCGUCACCUCAUCGACUCACGAACGUAAAUCCAAGACAUAUGUUUUGUGGAAAAACGGGGCUAUCUACCUUAAGCACAAUUCCGUCUCAGAAGAGAUUCCUAUUGUUCUCAUUCUCAAGGCAGCUGGAAUAGUCACUGACUACGAGAUUAUGGAGCUUGUUUGUGGAGAUAACCCCCAAUACCAGGAGAUUUUUGCGGUCAACUUUGAGAUCUGCGCUAAAAUGGGUGUGCACACCCAGCAUCAAGCGCUCAAGUACCUGGGGACUAAAGUCAAGACGGUUCGUCGUAUGCAUGCCCCCAAACUGACGCCUUUCCAGGAGGGGUUAGAAGCUCUAGCUACCACGAUUGUUGCCCACAUCCCGGUGCAGGUGGACAAAGCAGACUUCCGUGAAAAAUCGUUGUAUUUGGGCAUAAUGACCCGCCGGGUGGUUAUGGCCAUUGCCGAUCCCACUAUGGUUGACGACCGUGAUUAUGUCGGGAACAAGCGUCUUGAGCUUGCUGGCCAACUCAUGUCGCUUUUGUUCGAGGACUUGUUUAAGAAGUUCAAUACCGACUUCAAGGCUAAUAUUGACAAGGUCUUGAAAAAGCCAAACCGUACCAACGAGUUUGAUGCGUUAUUGAGCAUCACUAUCCACAGCUCCAAUAUCACUAUGGGUAUGAACCGCGCCAUUUCAACGGGCAACUGGUCGCUUAAACGUUUCAAAAUGGAGCGUGCUGGUGUCACUCAUGUUCUUUCUCGCUUGUCGUACAUUUCGGCUUUGGGAAUGAUGACCCGAAUCUCUUCACAAUUCGAAAAAUCACGUAAAGUAUCGGGCCCUCGUGCGCUUCAGCCCUCGCAAUUCGGCAUGCUGUGUACCUCAGAUACACCUGAAGGAGAAGCUUGUGGUUUGGUAAAGAACCUAGCUUUGAUGACCCAUAUCACAACCGACGUGGAGCCGGAACCGAUAGCCAGAGCAUGUUUACAGCUGGGUAUGGAGGAAGUGGGCAUGAUUGAUGCAAGUGCUUUCCACGCACCACAUGUAUUUGGUAUCUACCUCAAUGGUACACCAAUUGGUGUCACACGUCACCAGAAGCGGUUUGUUGCCAAUUUCCGCCGUCUACGUCGUACAAAGCGCAUUUCCGAGUUUAUCAGCAUCUACUGUAACUUUCACCACAACGCGAUCCAUAUUGCUACUGAUGGCGGUCGCAUUUGCCGGCCUCUAAUCAUUGUUGAGAAUGGAAAGUCACUUCUUGAAGAUGAACAUGUCGCCAAACUGAUCGCAGGUGAUCUGUCGUUCGACGACAUGCUCCACCUUGGCAUUGUUGAGUACCUGGACUGUAACGAGGAGAACGACAGUUUUAUUGCACUCUAUGAGCGUGACAUCUGUGCUGAUACCACGCAUCUCGAAAUUGAACCUUUCACGGUGCUUGGUGCAGUUGCUGGGCUGAUCCCUUAUCCCCACCAUAACCAGUCCCCUCGUAACACUUAUCAAUGUGCUAUGGGUAAACAAGCUAUUGGUGCUAUUGCAUACAACCAGUUCAGUCGUAUUGACACGUUGCUUUAUUUGAUGGUUUAUCCUCAACAGCCCAUGGUAAAGACAAAGACCAUCGAGUUGAUUGACUAUGACAAGCUGCCUGCCGGACAGAAUGCCAUUGUUGCUGUCAUGAGUUAUUCAGGUUACGAUAUUGAAGAUGCACUUGUUUUGAACAAGUCUUCUAUUGAUAGAGGCUUUGGUCGGUGCCAGGUAAUGAAAAAGGCUACUGCUGUGCUGAAGCGCUACCCGAACCAAACUUCUGAUCGUUUGGAAGGUAUCAAGUUUGACAGCUACAAGCAGAGAGAAGGCGAGCCGCCGGUUCCAGUCUACCCCCACAAGGUUCUAGGACCAGACGGGUUGGCUGAAGUCGGAGCUCGCAUUGACAACGGCCAAGUUUAUAUCAACAAAGCUGUGCCUAUGGCAGGUGACGACAAAAUGCUCGGUGAGAAUGCUAACAAUCAAAUUCUCGAUUUCCGGGAAACCCCGGUCACAUACAAGGGGCCCGAGCCUUCCUAUAUCGACAAGGUGAUGCUUUCGUCAAGUGAGAGUGAGCAGCCCCUCAUCAAAGUGUUGCUCCGCCAGACCCGCCGACCGGAGAUUGGUGACAAAUUCUCGUCUCGACACGGACAAAAAGGUGUGUGUGGUAUUAUUGUUCAGCAAGAAGAUCUGCCGUUCGAUGAUCAAGGCAUUUGCCCCGAUAUCAUUAUGAACCCCCACGGUUUCCCCUCGCGUAUGACUGUGGGUAAAAUGAUUGAAAUGGUUAGCGGCAAGGCCGGUAUUCUUAGCGGAGACCUGCAGUACGGAACCUGCUUUGGCGGCUCCAAACUAGCCGACAUGUCCCAGAUUCUUAUUGACCACGGCUACAACUACUCUGGCAAAGACAUGCUGUACUCUGGCAUCACUGGUGAGCCGCUGGAAGCGUACAUCUUCUUUGGCCCCAUCUACUAUCAAAAACUCAAGCAUAUGGUCAUGGACAAAAUGCAUGCCCGGCCACGCGGUCCCCGAGCGGUGCUGACCCGUCAACCGACAGAGGGUCGGUCGCGCGACGGUGGUCUGCGUCUGGGCGAAAUGGAGCGCGACUGCGUUAUUGCCUACGGUGCGUCGCAGCUCCUGCUUGAGCGUCUCAUGCUGUCCUCUGACGUCUUCGAGGUCGAUGUUUGCCAGAAAUGCGGGCUCAUGGGCUCGAACUCUUUCUGCGCCGUCUGCGAGAGCAGCGAGCACCUGGUCACACUGAAAAUACCGUAUGCGGCCAAGCUGCUGUUCCAGGAACUAAUGGCUAUGAAUAUUGCACCUCGUUUAGAACUCAGCGAUCAGUUUUAG
Messenger RNA from Wickerhamiella sorbophila, 3435 nucleotides. Its product is annotated as DNA-directed RNA polymerase III subunit RPC2. The record is from RefSeq and is a predicted model, not a curated record. Gene Ontology annotation, molecular function: DNA-directed RNA polymerase activity; DNA binding; ribonucleoside binding. Bases 1 to 3435 code for a protein of 1144 amino acids. Gene Ontology annotation, cellular component: RNA polymerase III complex. NCBI's taxonomy places the organism in Eukaryota, Fungi, Ascomycota, Dipodascomycetes, Dipodascales, Trichomonascaceae. Gene Ontology annotation, biological process: DNA-templated transcription. The transcript has a single exon.